UCUUCCUAGGUUUUUGGCCUUUCUAGGGAGUUUUUCCUAGGGAGUUUUUCCUAGCCACCGUGCUUCUUUCACAUGCAUUGCUUGCUGUUUGGGGUUUUAGGCUGGGUUUCUGUACAGCACUUUGAGAUAUCAGCUGAUGUACGAAGGGCCACUUCCUGUAUAGCACCACUUCCUUUGAAUUCUUAGACGAUGGUUCAGCCAAGAUGAACUUGCCUCUUUGAAAAAACUGCAGAUGUUGUACGGCAACAAAUGGGUGAAGAUCUCGCAGUUGACUGGCCGAAGCGAAAUUACCCUUAUGAAACGUUUUUCUCAGAUUUUUAAGUCUUCAGGAACUUGGGAAUUAAAUAUAAUGACUCUUAAUCCUUUACCUGACAUCCUGUUCCACUCAUAUUUUUUGGACAUUUAUUAUCAGCGUUGUCUGAACAAUGCUCCUGCUUGUUUGGUGGGUUUUUUCAGUCACAAACUUAGGUCCUUGGAGCGAGGAAGAACUGAAGAGACUAAUGGAAGCCGUGCGAGACCACCUGCUGGGACAGGUGGAUCCUGGCAGAGGACCUGCCACCAUCAGGAAAGACAAGCUGUACAACAACAUCCCCUGGACAGAUGUGUGCCGAGGGUUAAGACAUGUCACCGGGACCAGUGUAGAAUGAAAUGGUUGAACGCAAUGCAGGUGGAAGAUUCUGCAGAUAUUGACUGGGAAGAAAUUGCUCACACAGUUGGGGGUGUUACUCCUAUCUGCUACGUGCAGAUGCACUACCACAAGCUAAAAGUAGCCAAAGUCCCAUUGCAGCAGAGCAUGUCUUUCUGUGAGAUCAUUGAUUUCCUGCACAGUAGUGUUCUGCCCCAGUUUGAAGAGCUGCUCUGCCACAGUCAGGCUGAGUCAGGGGAGACCGAGUCCAGAGACGAUCGACGAGAGCUCUUCCUGCUUUCAGAGAUCUUUGAAAAUGAGGACGACUGAGAUUAUUACUGCGAGGGGCUUGUGUGGGGCGGUAGCAGUCGACAUGGGUGAAUUUUAGAGGCCUCCAUCUUGGCAGUGUAGAGAUUUCUUUUUUUUCUAUGCCAAUUUCGGUUGCAACACUAACGAGUUCCAAACUGCCUCUGGAAGCAACUUCAGCACAAUAACUGUUUGUCGGGAGCUUCAUGAAAUGGGUUUCCAUGGCCAAUCAGUCGCACACAAGCCUAAGAUCACCAUGCGCAAUGCCAA
Molecule: messenger RNA, 1201 nt
Organism: Salmo salar (Atlantic salmon)
Lineage: Eukaryota; Metazoa; Chordata; Actinopteri; Salmoniformes; Salmonidae
Source: RefSeq, a predicted model, not a curated record